AUGGCUUUAGAACCGGAGAUGAAGAAGCUGUUUGCUCACCAACCGUGCUUACUGCGCAUGAUCUGUACGCUGCCUAUCAUCACUUCCCAGCCCUUAGUUUCAGCCUCAGGCCGGUCAUCAAAUGACGGGAGCCUUGCGCUGUUCCACGACACGAUCUACCAAGCUUUGGAGUUAUAUAGCUUCCCAAACCACGCCAGACCGGAUUCGCCUCCCAAUUCAUACCAGCGAGAUGUAGACCGCGGCAGCCACUACCCUGCUCUCUUCUGUGACUUGCAUCGUUCUGUCAACAGCGAUAAUCCGGGCAAUGGGUCUUACAAUGGACGCACGGGGCCGAUUGCCACCACUCCUGAACAUCGCAGCAUCGACAGAUCAGAGGACCAUUCUCUAGAACUAAUACUGGCGAGCUUUCCAUACUCGUUCGACGAAUCUUCCAUGGUAGCCAGUCAAUCAGGGUCUCAGAAUUCCGUUAGCAUUGGGUGUAAUGCUCUGCAAGAUCCCCAGAGGUUCUUUGCGACUUUACCCAUCGUGGGUAAUGCUGCACCGUCUGCACAAUGUUCAACUAUAACUCCCUCGAAUAUGGACAACGGGAUUGGCUUCUCCGGCCCAAGAUUCCCAGAACGGCAACACAGUCAGGCUGGUCAAGCAAUCCAAGCUUCUGACUUCUUGACUAAUGAAGCAGCCGGUGAUUUGAUCGUCGUACCUGGCCACCCCAUGAGCACCAAGAGCGCCCAAGUGGCUGCCUUAAGAGACGACAACAACCGCAACAAGGGGCGAAUCGAUAACUCUAAUCGGGCUUCUUACAGCCAAUUUCCUCUAGGUGGCAGUAUUAGGCGACGAAGAGACGACUAUGGCUUAGACAGAUCAUCGACACCAGGCGAUUGUCCCUUCUGUGAAAACUUCAGCGGAGACGCAAAGCGACUCAGGGAUCAUAUACGAUGUCAUAUCAAGGAGCAUGCUUGUGAAGUACCACGGUGUUCUCAACGCUUCAGCACUGCGAGAGAUCUCCUCAGGCACGACAGAUCUGCACAUCAGAAGGCGAAACUAAUUUGCCAUAUUUGCGAAGCUAGUAUUCGAGGCGGGCGUCUGGAUAACUUGAAGAGGCACAUGAGGCAGAGGCACCCCUUGGUACAGGCAGAUGUGGAUAGCUAG
Messenger RNA from Colletotrichum paranaense, 1149 nucleotides. RefSeq lists its product as uncharacterized. Bases 1 to 1149 code for a protein of 382 amino acids. The record is from RefSeq and is a predicted model, not a curated record. The transcript is spliced from 3 exons. NCBI's taxonomy places the organism in Eukaryota, Fungi, Ascomycota, Sordariomycetes, Glomerellales, Glomerellaceae.